This is a messenger RNA of Capra hircus (goat), 1178 nucleotides long. It is a transcript of the gene YIF1A, whose product is annotated as Yip1 interacting factor homolog A, membrane trafficking protein. The coding region runs from base 242 to 1123 and encodes 293 amino acids. Lineage: Eukaryota; Metazoa; Chordata; Mammalia; Artiodactyla; Bovidae. Gene Ontology annotation, cellular component: Golgi membrane; endoplasmic reticulum membrane; endoplasmic reticulum-Golgi intermediate compartment. The transcript is spliced from 8 exons. Gene Ontology annotation, biological process: endoplasmic reticulum to Golgi vesicle-mediated transport. The record is from RefSeq and is a predicted model, not a curated record.
CGGCGAGGGAGCGCCAGCAGCCAAUUGGGAGAGGGGAGGGGCGAGCCAGCGCUGCGGAGGAGCCAAUGGCAGGCAGCAGAGGAUGACGCCGCCGACAUGGCUGCUGUCGUCGGACAGUUCGGGGACGUGUCGGGCUUCUCGGUAACUUCGAUCGGUGUCCAAGGAACGGAGCAGCUGCCUCGCUAGUAUUCGUACCACGAGGCGACUCAGCGGGCCCUCGGAGAGAGCGAGCAUCGGGGCCAUGGCUUAUCACUCGGGCUACGGAGCCCACGGCUCCAAGCACAGGGCCCGGGCAGCUCCGGAUCCCCCUCCCCUCUUCGAUGACACAAGCGGUGGUUACUCCAGCCAGCCGGGGGGCUACCCAGCCCCAGGAGCCGACGUGGCCUUCAAUGUCAACCACUUGCUUGGGGACCCAAUGGCCAACAUGGCUAUGGCCUAUGGCAGCUCCAUCGCAUCCCAUGGGAAGGACAUGAUGAACAAGGAGCUGCACCGUUUUGUGUCUGUGAACAAAUUGAAGUAUUUUUUCGCUGUGGACACAGCCUAUGUGGCUAAGAAGCUAGGGCUGCUGGUCUUCCCCUACACACACCAGAACUGGGAAGUGCAGUACAGUCGUGAUGUGCCUCUGCCCCCACGGCAAGACCUCAACGCCCCCGAUCUCUAUAUCCCCACAAUGGCCUUCAUCACCUACGUGCUGCUGGCUGGGAUGGCACUAGGCAUUCAGAAAAGGUUCUCCCCGGAGGUGCUGGGCCUGUGUGCAAGCACAGCGCUGGUGUGGGUUGUGAUGGAAGUGCUGGCCCUGCUCCUGGGCAUCUACCUGGCCACCGUGCGCAGCGACCUGAGUACCUUCCACCUGCUGGCCUACAGCGGCUACAAAUAUGUGGGGAUGAUCCUCAGUGUCCUCACGGGCCUGCUCUUCGGCAGCGAUGGCUACUACGUGGCGCUGGCCUGGACUUCAUCCGCGCUCAUGUACUUCAUUGUGCGCUCUUUGCGAACAGCAGUCCUGGGACCCGACAGCAUAGGGGGCCCGGCCCCCCGACAACGUCUCCAGCUCUACCUGACACUGGGAGCUGCAGCCUUUCAGCCCCUUAUCAUAUACUGGCUGACUUUUCACCUGGUCCGGUGACCCCCAUCCCCGCUGGCACUGAUUUUUCCAUACAUUGAAGAUUUGAUUUCCUUGA